AUGGGACACCAGAGCAAGGGACUAUCGCUCCAGCCAACUCUUAGCCUUGCAUACGUCAACCCGGAAACCAAGCAGCCUUUUGGGAGCCACCCCGAGAGCCAAAGCACGGAGUCUCGGGUCACAGCAAACCCCCCCUGCCGCACUGCUGCACACGUCGGCAGGGGCUUCUGCUUCCCUGCUGCAGAUCUUCUCUUUCAAACAGCCAGAGAUGCUGGUCUGGAGUAUGACUGCGUGUGCGGCGUUCCUUACACAGCGCUGCCGUUGGCCACGAUUAUCUGCUCAGAAAAUCAGAUUCCAAUGCUUAUACGGAGGAAGGAAGCGAAAGACUAUGGUACUAAGCGGCUGGUAGAAGGCACCAUUAAUCCAGGAGAAACAUGCUUGAUCAUUGAAGAUGUGGUAACAAGUGGAUCUAGUGUACUGGAAACUGCGGAAGUUCUUCAGAAAGCAGGAUUAAAAGUCACGGAUGCCGUAGUGUUGUUGGACAGGGAGCAGGGCGGAAAGGCCAGGUUAGAGGAAUGUGGAAUCCGCCUGCACUCUGUGUGUACAUUGUCCAGCGUGUUGGAGAUUCUCCAGCAGCAGGGAGAAGUGGCUGUUGAGAUGGUUGAAAAGGUGAAGAAAUUCAUUCAGGGAAAUGUGUUUGAGCCAGUGGCUCAGAAUGGCCCCGCUCCCGUGAAGAGACUAUGUAAAGAGCUGAGCUUCAGUGCCCGUGCCGAGCUGCCAGGGGUACAUCCUAUUGCAGCCAGGCUUUUUGCGCUCAUGGAAAAGAAGCAAACGAACUUGUGCCUUUCUGCUGAUGUCACCAGCUCUGAAGAGCUGCUGCAGUUGGCUGCCAUCCUGGGCCCCAGCAUUUGUAUCCUGAAGACUCACGUAGACAUCCUGAACGAUUUCACCCAAGAGGUAGUAAAGGAGUUGAGAACACUCGCGGAUCAACAUGAAUUCUUGAUUUUUGAAGACAGGAAAUUUGCAGACAUUGGAAACACAGUGAAACAUCAAUAUGAAGGUGGUGUGUUCAGAAUCGCAUCCUGGUCAGACAUCGUUAAUGCCCACGUGGUUCCAGGCUCUGGAGUUGUGAAAGGCCUGAAGGAAGUAGGUCUUCCUCUCCAGCGCGGCUGUCUUCUGGUUGCCGAGAUGAGUUCCCAAGGGUCACUUGCAACAGGUGAAUACACAAAAGCUGCGGUACAGAUGGCUGAAGACAACUCGGAUUUCAUUUUUGGAUUCAUAUCUGGAUCUAGAGUUAGUAAUAAACUGGAAUUUCUUCACUUAACUCCAGGGGUGCAGCUGCAAACUGGAGGUGAUAACCUUGGACAGAAGUACCUAAGCCCCGAGGAAGUUAUUACCAAAAAAGGUUCUGAUAUCAUUAUUGUGGGACGCGGCAUCUUGUCAGCUUCAGACCGUCUUCAAGAAGCAGAGAAGUACAGGAAGGCAGCUUGGGAGAGCUAUGUAAGCAGACUUGGUAUUCGUGCAGAAGAUGGAAAGCAGGCCUCUUUCCUAGUCAAUAAGCAAAGCUGAUGGAGCUGUGAUCAUCAUGAGACUUCCAGUUAAAUACAUAGACACUUCAGCCAGUAGAAAACUGCCCUUUUGGAGAAAAAUCUGUUACUAACUAAAUUAUUUUUAAUCGCACACACAGAGAUCAAGUUGUACAUGCCAUGGUUGUUUUUUAAUAUUUGAAUGUAUGAACCCAAAACUUCAUGCCUAGUUUUUAGCCUUAAUAGCUUUUCUCUGCUGAAAAAUGUUCCACGAAACACUGCAAGGGUAUCUGGUUGGCUGUCAUUGCUUUUGUUUCUUUUUCCCCACCCUCAAAUUCCUUCUGGCUGUGGAAACAGUAUUUUACUGUUCUUAAUAAACUUCGCCUGCAGACCUGACCCUACUGCCCCACUCUCACAGGAUUACUCAGCUCUGCUAUUUCCAAGGAGCAAGUAUGGGUCUUUAUCCCACACUGUGAAAUUGAAUAAUGUGUUGUUCAAUAAAUACUUUUUUGCUACUGUUUUCCUUUCA
Molecule: messenger RNA, 1995 nt
Organism: Aptenodytes forsteri (emperor penguin)
Lineage: Eukaryota; Metazoa; Chordata; Aves; Sphenisciformes; Spheniscidae
Gene: UMPS
Product: uridine monophosphate synthetase
Exons: 6
Coding region: 1-1509 (502 amino acids)
Biological process (GO): 'de novo' pyrimidine nucleobase biosynthetic process; 'de novo' UMP biosynthetic process
Molecular function (GO): orotate phosphoribosyltransferase activity; orotidine-5'-phosphate decarboxylase activity
Source: RefSeq, a predicted model, not a curated record